Merops nubicus (carmine bee-eater) is the source of this 2354-nucleotide messenger RNA. It is a transcript of the gene PLOD1, whose product is annotated as procollagen-lysine, 2-oxoglutarate 5-dioxygenase 1. The annotation marks the transcript as partial. Gene Ontology annotation, biological process: peptidyl-lysine hydroxylation. NCBI's taxonomy places the organism in Eukaryota, Metazoa, Chordata, Aves, Coraciiformes, Meropidae. The transcript has 18 exons. Gene Ontology annotation, cellular component: endoplasmic reticulum. Gene Ontology annotation, molecular function: iron ion binding; procollagen-lysine 5-dioxygenase activity; L-ascorbic acid binding. The record is from RefSeq and is a predicted model, not a curated record.
AAAACUUGCUGGUCCUCACUGUUGCCACCAAGCAGACUGAGGGAUUCCAGCGCUUCAGAAGAUCAGCCCAGUUCUUCAACUACAAACUCCAGGUGCUGGGGCUGGAUGAGGAGUGGCAGGGUGGAGAUGACCAGAAGCCAGCAGGAGGGGGGCAGAAGGUCCGUCUCUUGAAAUCAGCUUUGGAGCAGUAUGCAGAUAAGGAAGAUCUGAUCAUCCUUUUCGUGGAAAGCUAUGAUGUGCUCUUUGCUUCGGGCCCCGCAGAGCUGCUGAAGAAGUUCAGACAGGCCAAGAGCAGGGUGGUCUUCUCAGCAGAGAACUACAUCUACCCCGACAGGAGGCUGGAGGCCAGGUACCCUCAGGUGCGGGAUGGAAAGCGCUUCCUGGGCUCUGGAGGCUUCAUAGGUUAUGCUCCAAACCUGAAGAAGCUUGUGGAGGGGUGGAAGGGACAGGACGAUGACAGUGACCAGCUCUUCUACACAAAUGUCUUCUUGGAUCCAGAAAAAAGAGAAAGUAUCAACAUCAGUCUGGACCAAAGAAGCCGGAUCUUCCAAAACCUAAACGGAGCAUUAGAUGAGGUGGUUCUCAAGUUUGAAAACUCACGAGUGAGAGCAAGAAAUUUGUUAUAUGACACUCUGCCUGUGGUGAUUCAUGGAAAUGGACCCACCAAGCUGCAGCUGAACUACCUGGGAAACUACAUUCCUCAAAUAUGGACGUUUGAGACUGGCUGCACUGUGUGUGAUGAAGGCCUGCGAAGCCUCACGGGGUUCAAGGAUGAGGCACUGCCAAUGGUGCUGGUUGGCAUCUUCAUCGAGCAGCCCACCCCAUUCCUCUCCCAGUUUUUCAUGCGGCUCCGUAACCUUCAUUACCCAAAGCAACGAAUCCAGCUCUUCAUUCACAACCAUGAGCAACAUCACGUGAUGCAGGUGGACUCUUUUGUUAAGGAGCACAGCAAAGAGUAUCUUGGCAUCAAGGUGGUGGGACCAGAUGACGAGGUGGAGAACGCUGAGGCGCGUAACCUGGGCAUGGAUUUGUGCAGGAAGGAUCCUGACUGUGACUAUUACUUCAGCCUGGAUGCUGAGGUAGUUCUGAAGAACACAGAGACUCUGAGGAUCCUGAUCGAACAGAACAAGCUGGUGAUUGCUCCACUGGUGAGCCGUCAUGAGAAGCUGUGGUCGAAUUUCUGGGGGGCUCUGAGCCCUGAUGGAUACUACGCCCGCUCAGAAGAUUAUGUGGACAUUGUCCAGAGGCGCAGGGUCGGGCUGUGGAACGUCCCCUACAUCAGCAGCGUUUACAUGCUGAAGGGCAGGGCUCUGCGCUCGGAGCUGCAGCAGGGAGAUCUCUUCCUCAGUGGCAGGCUGGAUGCUGACAUGGCUUUCUGCCACAACGUCCGCAGCCAGGGAGUCUUUAUGUACCUGACAAAUCGGCAUCAGUUCGGACACAUUCUGUCCCUGGAGAACUACCAGACCACUCACCUCCACAACGACCUCUGGCAGAUAUUCAGCAAUCCUGAGGACUGGAGAGAAAAGUAUAUCCAUGAAAACUACACAGCAGCUCUGAAAGGGAAGUUGGUAGAAAUGCCCUGCCCAGAUGUUUACUGGUUCCCCAUUUUCACUGACACUGCCUGUGAUGAGCUGGUGGAAGAAAUGGAACAUUAUGGCCAGUGGUCCACAGGUGACAACACGGACAGCAGAAUACAAGGAGGAUAUGAGAAUGUCCCAACUAUUGACAUACACAUGAACCAAAUUGGCUUUGAAAGAGAAUGGUAUAAGUUUCUUCUGGACUAUAUUGCACCUAUCACAGAGAAACUGUACCCCGGAUACUAUACCAAGACUCAGUUCGAGCUGGCCUUCGUGGUGCGCUAUAAGCCUGACGAGCAGCCCUCGUUAAUGCCCCAUCAUGAUGCUUCCACCUUUACCAUCAACAUCGCGCUGAACCGAGUGGGGAUAGACUACGAGGGAGGAGGCUGCCGGUUCCUGCGCUACAACUGCUCCAUUCGAGCUCCACGGAAGGGCUGGACCCUGAUGCACCCAGGGCGCCUGACCCACUACCACGAAGGUCUUCCAACCACCAAAGGGACCCGUUACAUCGCCGUGUCCUUCCUCGACCCGUAGAGCCACGCUUCACAGGAGGGACCUUUCCCUGGUCCUGCUCACUGCUGACUCUGAGUGGAAGCAGGGAAUGCUGCUGGGAGUUGUUAAGGCAUGGAUCAAAGCUAUUUGAUAUUGAUUUUUAAUGGUAUUUUAAGACUCCACUACUGGAAGUUCUCCGAUACAGCAGAUAAUAUCUAAGAAUAUUGCUGUAGAAUUUGGAAGGAGAUUUUGUGCCUUCAUUUUUGAUUGUGCUCCUUACCCGCU